This is a messenger RNA of Colletotrichum siamense, 1443 nucleotides long. RefSeq names its product FAD-dependent monooxygenase andE (gene andE-3). The transcript has 4 exons. The record is from RefSeq and is a predicted model, not a curated record. Gene Ontology annotation, molecular function: FAD binding. Lineage: Eukaryota; Fungi; Ascomycota; Sordariomycetes; Glomerellales; Glomerellaceae. Bases 1 to 1443 code for a protein of 480 amino acids.
AUGGGUAUCAAAAUCAUCAUCGUAGGCGGCAGCGUCGCCGGCCUUUCUCUUGCAAAUAUGCUUGAGAAGUUCGACAUUGACUACACGAUUCUCGAAGCGUAUUCGCAGAUUGCUCCCCAAGUCGGAGCCAGUAUCGGCUUGCUUCCCAACGGCCUGCGCAUUCUGGACCAAUUGGGCUGCUACGAGCGACUCCGAGAGGCUGCUGGAAACUACUACCACAGAGUGGUCUUUCGCGAUGCUAAGGGGAAGCCCAUUUCCUCAAACCCCGGCCCAACCAUCUCUGAGAGGAUGGAGAAACAUGCCGGAUACGCAUCCUUGUGGGUGGACAGACAAAUGCUGCUGCAGAUUCUGUAUGACAACUUGAAGCAGAAGGACAAAGUCCUCACCAAUAAGCGCGUCGUUCAUGUGGAAACCAGCUCUACUGGAGUUGUGGUGAAAACGGAAGAUGGAUCGACAUAUGCUGGCGACAUCUUGGUCGGCGGCGACGGAGUUCACAGCAAGGUACGGCAAGAGAUGUGGCGGAUAGCGAGUGUCUCUGAUCCAACCGCUUUUCCGCCUGAAGAGAGAUCGAUCGUACAAUCGAGCAUGAAAUGCAUCUUCGGCAUUUCUAAACAACCGACGAAUUUCCCAACCGGUGCCACUCAACAGUCCUCCUUCUUCCGUGGGCACCUGUACCUGGUCAUAUCGGCACCAGGCGGCCGAGUAUAUUGGUUUCUGUUCCAUGAAUUAGAUGGGACCAAGCAUGGGAAAGACAUCCCAAAGUUUUCUAAAGACGACGAGCUGCUCCUCGCGACUCAAUAUCGAGACGAUCACAUCACGGAAGACAUGACGUUCGGGGACCUCUACGACAACCGCAUCAAGUCUACAUUGGUCCCAUUAGAAGAGCACGUCUUCAGGAGGUGGCAUUUUCAGCGAAUUUUGAUCAUCGGAGAUGCGGCAACCAAGGUCCAUCCGAUUGCUGCCCAAGGAGGAAAUGGUGCGAUUGAGGCGGCAGCGAAUCUCGUCAACGCCCUCACACGGAGCGAGUUCCCAUCCUCUCCAGAUCUGAAACUCGAGUUCAUCGAGAAGGCACUUGGUGAAGUGUGCGCUAUUCGAUACGAACGAGCCUCGAGCAUGAUGAAGAAGGGUCGUCGCGAUGGCUCCUUUCUUUGCCAGCAGCCGCCAUUUUCAGGUUUUCUUAUUCAUUACGUUUUGCCCUGGCUCGGAGAUGACCUAUUUUUCAAGGAGGUCCUUAAGCAGUCUCUCGCUGGCCCACGCAUUGAGAAGCUCCCUGCCCCGGAAAGACCCCAUGCAACACCGUACAAUGACGAGCUGCCUCAGACCUCUGCUGGAUCUUCUUGGUUUGGUUGGACUACGGGGACGCUCACAGUGGUGACUCUCGGUGUGGCUCUGGCCCUCGCCCAAAAUGCUGGACGGUUGGCAUGGGUGGCCAAGAGCCGCUGA